Molecule: messenger RNA, 1500 nt
Organism: Capronia epimyces CBS 606.96
Lineage: Eukaryota; Fungi; Ascomycota; Eurotiomycetes; Chaetothyriales; Herpotrichiellaceae
Exons: 4
Coding region: 1-1500 (499 amino acids)
Biological process (GO): regulation of DNA-templated transcription; DNA-templated transcription
Molecular function (GO): DNA binding; zinc ion binding; DNA-binding transcription factor activity, RNA polymerase II-specific
Source: RefSeq, a predicted model, not a curated record
AUGGGGGCGCUCAGCAACAGUGACUCCAGCCGCGGUGGCUCGUCGCAAAUCCCUUUGGCGUCCCAAGACCUCCCAUGCGUCGUAUGCCGGAAGCGCAAAGUACGAUGCUCCAAGACGGAGCCUUGCACCAACUGUGAACGCUCCGGCUUCCAAUGCAGUUAUACAGACUCAAGCCGCCUGGUCAACAGGCGCACGCCCAAGCCAGCCGAGUAUCUUGCGAGGAGAGUGGCGGAGCUAGAAGAAGUCGUGCGGAACUUGAGCCAACAAGGGCUAGAGCAAGGGCAUCCGGUGGCCAACAUAACCCAAAGCAUCGUACACAAGUCGCCCGGCCUGGCUCGAGCAAGAGAUAGAGACGCCGACUCGACGCAGGGCAAACUGGUGCUGGACGGCGACCGAUCGAGAUACUUGCACGAGGGAUUCUGGGCUGCCAUGUACGAUGAGGUCCGCGACUUGAAGUUUACUCUCCGAGCAGAGCCGCAGCUAUCGGGAAAUUCUUUUCUAUUCCCCAACCUCGACAGCGACCGCGCACUCAGCCGAGCUCAUCCUCCGAUCCUGGAAAGUGACUUUUUGAUCCAGACCUUCGUUGACAAGGUCGAUUCAUUUGUGCGGAUCCUACACAAGCCGACACUGCUUCAAGACCUGAACCAUUUCCGCCGCGGGAUUCUGCCGGCGGCGACCGAGUUUGAAUGCAGCCUCUUCACCGUCUACGCCCUGGCGCUUCUCCCCCUGUGUCCGACAGUGGUAGAAUACCGGCUCCACGAACCCAAACAAGUCCUGCUAGCCAAGUAUCGCACCUAUGUGGAACACGGCAUGAGUCGGUUGAAUCUCACCACGACCCAGUCCUUGUCCACACUCCAGACGUUCGUGUUGUACAUCACGUUGCUGUUCUGGACCGGCGAAAUGCUGCACGUUAGCACCCUGCUAGCCGUGGCAUUUGCCAUAGCACGACGAAUGGGCCUCAAUCGCGACGGGUCACACUUUUCACUGCGCCCCUGGCAGACCGAACUCCGCCGGCGUCUGUGGCAUCAGCUCGUGCUUCUCGAUGCCUGGUGCGUGGAGAACCACGGGCUACAGCCCACGAUCCAUUCCGACCAGUCGGACACAGGCCUGCCUCAGAAUUCAAACGACUCUGCCUGGGACACGUCGGAGUUUGCAUCGGUCCGCCCUGAAGCCCAAACAGGCUUCACCGAGAUGACACCGGCGCUCAUCCAAUACGAGAUCGGAUCGCUGAUCACUUUUGUCCUCAGCCAUCCGUACACAUCUUCGGGAACCACGGCUGUUCGAGACCACCUCGAUCUCCAAUCCGAGGUAGUACGGCAGACGAGGCAACGCCUGGAGAUCGCAUACCUGCGGACUUUGAACCCUGACGAUCUCCUCCAGAGAUUGACCCGAGAUCUCCACGAACACGCCUUCCGGAGGAUCAGGUUGAUGCAACUGGCGCCCAUUCUGAACGCGAGAGGAUUGGAUGAGCGGGAACGAGCGGGUUUGGAGGCAAAGUAA